Messenger RNA from Owenia fusiformis, 2223 nucleotides. The record is from the annotation of a GenBank genome assembly. Lineage: Eukaryota; Metazoa; Annelida; Polychaeta; Sabellida; Oweniidae.
UUCCUUGCUUCCUCGCUUCUUUCCUUCCUCGCUUCCUUCCUACCUUCCUUUAUUCCUCGCCUCUUCUUUUCUUGCUUCCUUCCUUCGUUGAUUCCUUCCUUCCUCGCAUCUUACCUUGCUUCCUCGCUUCCUUCCCUCCUUGCUUCCUCGCUUCUUUCCUCGCUUCCUUCCUUCCUUCCUUGCUUUUUUCCUUCCUCGCUCCUUUCUUUACUCCUUCUUUGUUUCCUCGCUUUCUUCAUAAAUUUUUUCCUCACUUCCUUUCCUCCUUCCUUCCUUGCUUCAUUCCUUCCUUCCAUGCUUCCUCGCUUCCUUCCUUGCUUUCUUCCUUGCUUCCUCGCUUCCUUCUUUCUUUCCUUCCUCGCUUCCUUCCUUCCUCACUUCCCUCCUUCAUUCCUUGCUUCCUUCCUUCCUCGCUUCCUUUUUUCCUCCUUCCUUGCAUCCCCGAUUUCUUCGUUUUUUCUCGCGUCCUUCCUUUUUCGCUUCAUUCCUUCCUUGCUUCCUCGCUUCCUCCCUCGCUUCCUUCUCUCCUCCUUUCUUGCUUCCUCGCUUUCUUCUUUCCUUGCUUCCUUGAUUCCUUCCUCACUUGCAUCCUCCCGUCCUUGCUUCUUCCCUUUCUCACUUCCUUCUUUCCUCCUUCCUUGCUUCCUCGUUUCCUUCAUUCUUUCCUCGCGUUGUUCUUUUGUCGCUUCAUUCCCUCCUUCCCUCCUGGCUUCCUUGCUUUCUCGCCUUCUUCCUUCUUUCCUUACUUACUUCCUUCCUUGCUUUUUUCCUUCUUCCUUUCUUGCGUCUUUGCUUGCUUCCUUCCUUCCUUCCUUGAUUCAUCGUUUCCUUCCUUCUUUGCUUCCUGGCUUCCUUUCUUCCUCGUUCCCUUUCUUGCUUCCUUCCUUGCUUCCUCAGUUCCUUCCUUGCUUCCUCGCAUCGUUCCUUCCUUGUUCCUUCGCUUCCGUCCUUUCUUUCUUCCUCAGUUCCUUCCUUCCUUGCUUCCUCGCUUUCUUCCCUCCUCGCUUUCUCGUUUCCUUGCUUCCUUCCUUGCUUCCUUCCUUCCUUCUUUGCUUCCUCGCGUCCUUCCUUCCUCCCAAUCUUUCCUUGCUCACUUCCUUCCUACCUUGCUUCUUUCCUUCCUCGCUUCAUUCCUUCCUUGCUUCCUAUUUUCCUCGUUUCCCUCUUUCCUUCCUUGCUUUUUUCCUUCCUCGCUCCCUUCUUUCCCCCUUCUUUGCUUCCUCGCUUCCUUCACAAAUUUCUUCCUCACUUCCUUCCUUUCUUCCUUCCUUCCUUGCUUCAUUCCCUCCUUCCAUGCUUCCUCACUUUCUUCCUUGCUUCCUCACUUUCUUCUUUCCUUGCUUCCUUCCUUCCUCACUUCCCUCCUUCCUUGCUUCCAUCCUUCCUCGCUUCCUUCUUUCCUCAUUCCUUGCUUCUUCGCUUCUUUCGUUUUUUUUCUCGCGUCCUUCCUUUCUCGCUCCAUUCCUUUCUUGCUUCCUCGCUUCCAUCUUUCCUCCUUCCUUGCUUCCUCGCUUCCUUCUUUCCUUGCUUCAUCGCUUCCUUCCUUCCUCACUUCCCUCCUUCCUUCCUUGCUUCCUUCCUUCCUCACUUCUUCCUUUCCUCCUUCCUUGCUUCCUCGUUUCCUUCAUUAUUUCCUCGUGUCCUUCUUUUCUCGCCUCAUUUCUUCCUUGUUUUCAUCCCUGCUUGCUUCCUUGCAUUCUCGCCUCCUUCCUUCCUUACUUACUUCCUUGCUUUUUUCCUUUCUUUCUUUGCAUCUUUGCUUGCUUCCUUCCUUCCUUGCUUCCUCGUUUCCUUCCUUCUUUGCUUCCUGGCUUCCUUUCUUCCUCGCUUCCUUACUUCCUAGCUUCCCUGCUUAAUUCUUUACUCGCAUCGUUCCUUCCUUGCUCCCUCGGUUCCUUCCUUCCUUUCUUCCUCAGUUGCUUCCUUGCUUGCUUCCUCGCUUUCUUCCCUCCCCGCUUUCUCGUUUCCUUGCUUCCUUCCUUCCUUCAUUGCUUCUUUCCUUCCCUCCUUCCUUCCUUUUUUCAUUCCUUGCUUACUUAUAUUACGGUAGAGAUUAAAAGGUGGAUUGGAUCGAGUGGAUUGGAUUCAUGUAAAAGGUGGAUUGGAUCGGGAAUCUUCAAAAUAUGGAUUUUUUAGUUGAUCUCCCUCUAAGCAAUUUCCUCCGGCCUAAAGUAUUUUGUGAUUACAUGGGUCCCUUUAAGGAAUCGACAAAGCAAUGACAAA